Molecule: messenger RNA, 990 nt
Organism: Morchella sextelata
Lineage: Eukaryota; Fungi; Ascomycota; Pezizomycetes; Pezizales; Morchellaceae
Exons: 2
Coding region: 1-990 (329 amino acids)
Biological process (GO): lipid droplet organization; phospholipid biosynthetic process; lipid storage
Cellular component (GO): endoplasmic reticulum membrane
Source: RefSeq, a predicted model, not a curated record
AUGGACUCCCCACCCCCCACGCCCUUCGCCCCGCCCAAGGAAAAGCACGACUCCAAACACUACAACGACUCCAACGGCCGCACCGACUCCAACGGCCACACCGACUCCAACGGCCCCAACACCCCCACCCCCACCCCCAACGGCACCACCCCCAACGGCAUUGCCCCCAACGGCACCACCCCCAACGGCAUCACCCCCAUCACCCCCCCCAUCCUCCCCACCCCCGAGCCAGCAUACUACUCCCUCAUCCCCACCGGCUACGACCGCUACACCGCCGGCCUCUACCCAACAACCCUCCUCUUCGGCUCCCUCUACAGCAUCCUCUCCCCCGACCCCGCCUCAACACACUCCUACUUCUCGCACAAGUCCAACCUCCUCAACACCCUCUUCGUCAAGAACGGCUGGCUCUGGACCACCAUCGUCUUCGCCCUCCACCUGUCACGCCUGCGCCUCUCCACGCGCCCGCAGGCGCUCCUGCAGGCGUUCCUGCGCUACACGCUGGCCACACUAUGGUGGAUCGCCGUCACGCAGUGGUUCUUCGGCGCGCCCAUCAUGGACCGUACCUUCACGAUCACGGGCGGGGCGUGUCGCGCGGUGCUGCACGACCCCGCCGCGGCGAGCGAGGUGCUGGGCGAGACGGCGGUGGCCGCAACGAGCGCGGCGUGUAAGCUGGCCGGCGGCCGGUGGGGCGGCGGCCAUGAUCUGAGCGGGCAUACGUUUCUGCUGACGCAUGCGAGUUUGUUUCUGUGGAGUGAGGUGAUGCCGGUGCUGGAGGGGGUGGGCGGGUGGCGGGGGUGGAGGACGGGCGCGGUGGUGGGGUUGCUGGCGGUGUGGUGGUGGAUGUUGUUGAUGACGGGGGUGUAUUUUCAUACGUGGAGGGAGAAGUUGACGGGAUGGAUCGUGUCGAUGGUGCAGUGGAGCAUCGUAUAUGUUUGGGCGCUCAAGACUCAGCCGCAGAUUAGAGAUGUUGUUGGGGUGCCGGGCGUUUGA